Molecule: messenger RNA, 1696 nt
Organism: Saprolegnia parasitica CBS 223.65
Lineage: Eukaryota; Oomycota; Saprolegniomycetes; Saprolegniales; Saprolegniaceae
Exons: 10
Coding region: 16-1671 (551 amino acids)
Source: RefSeq, a predicted model, not a curated record
CAAUAUUCAUACAGCAUGCCCAAGGACCCGCAUGCGCUCGACCACCAGCUCAUGGAGCUCGAGCGCGACGACGGGCGGCGCCACCAAGAAGAGGUCGCGAAGAAGCUCGAUGCAAUCGGAAAGCAGCUCGCCGAAAUGCAGGAGAAGAACAAGCAGCUCGAGAACGAGUUGGAGUUUGACUCGCGCAACACGCGCAAGGAUCCGUACUACAAUCCUUCGUCGGCCGAGGAGAUGGCGCACGUCCAAGCCCAAGGCAACAAGUACACGCGCAUGAUUGAGAUUGAGCGGCGCAAGAUUGCACAGCACGACCUCGCGAUCCAGGACUGCGAGCGCAUCUUGGCUGAGCAAAAGCUCUCGCUCGGCCACGGCACGGCCAUGGAGCUCAGCGAGGUCCACCUCGUCAAUAAAAUCAAAAAGAUGGAGACAGAAAUUGACCGCAAAAUGGUUCGCUUCAACGCCAAGCUCGCGGCCAACAAGGCUCUGCGCGAGACGCUCGAUAUCAAGCGGGCCGAGCGCGCGACCGCCGACGUGCUCUACGCCAAGAUCGAACACGACGUGUUCCAGCGGGCCUUUGACAUCCAAGCCCAGACCAAGGAGGUCGAGCGCAUGCGGGAGCAGGUCCAGGCUAAAGUCGCCGAGCUCGAUGCGCUCAAGAGCGAGACGGACGCGUACGAAAAGCUCUGCGAAGACAAAGCGACGGCCCUUCUCAAGGAUUUGAAACACCGGGCAGCGGAGAGCAUGACCAACUCGCUCGACGACAAUGCGGUCGCGUCGCCCAAGAAAUACCUCAACCCGGGCAACGACAAGACGUUGAUUGAAGAGAAGCUCAACAAAUCCAAGCUCACGCGAAGCCGGUGGAAGAGCAUUCAAGAAAAAGUCACGUCCGAGUUAUCGAUUCAAAAGUACAACGAAAAUCGGGACUUUAUCGAAAAAAUCCACGAAGUCGCCGGCACCAAGUCGGUCGUCGACGUCAUCGAAGCCUUCACGACGCAAGAGCUCGAGCACUUUGCCAAGGUCCAGUACGUCAACCGACUCGCUGAAGACAUUGAGAUCCAUCGCGCUCAGUGCGCCAAGCUGCGGGACGAAAUCGCCAAAAUGAAGAUGCGCAACGACGCGGUCGACGUGCAAAAACUUCAGCGCAACAAGACGCUCAAGACCCGCCAAGAGAAAGCCGCCGAGCAGGAAGCGCGGCUCUUGGAGAAAACGCUGGAAAUUCAACAAACCAUGACCGUGCUCAAGCCCGCACUCAUCGCUCUGCAUGUGCGCAUCGGCUGCAAGGAAAACCAAGAGGACAAGGGGCUUCACUCGGUGCUCGGUGAAAUCGAGCAGAAAAUGGUCGAGCUGCUCCAAACGCUCCACACGAAAACGAUCGAGAAGCAGAAAGAAGGGGAAGCGAACAAUGCGCCAGCCAUGCGGUUGGGCCGGGGUAUUAGCGUCUCGGCCGUCGCGCGGUCGCUCAUGUCCCAGGGGCUCCCCCCCGAGCCCCUCAUCCUCGGCAAGACCGAGCAGCCGUAUCGCUACGGCAGUGUCAAGCCACCGACCAUGACGCUCCAUGAGAUGCACCGCAAGGAGGCAGCGGAAGAGGAGUACCCGCUCACCUACGACGAGCUCAAGUCGAAGGUGUGGAAACGGGAUACCAAGCCGGCCGACUCGACGCCUUCCAACAAGUAGUCACAAUCGAGUCUAGUCGCUUCAG